UUGUUCGUGAGAGAAGAGAGAGAAGUGUGUAAGUAGCAGUCAAGCAAGUAGCAAGUAGCCAUUUUGCUCUUUUUAAAAUAUUCAAUUAAAUUCUAAAUUAAUUACAUAAAGCAAUUUAAUUAAAAGUUUUUAGUUAUUUAUAUUCGUGUAUUAUAUCCUAGUAAAAGUAAAGUGUUUUUGGCACAAUUUUAGGGCAUUUCAAGUCAAGUCCAAUAAGACCAGUUUAAGUCCAAUAAAUAAGUCCAAGUCCAGUUUAAGAACAAGUUUAAGCUCAAGUCCAGUUUUAAGUAUACGAUUAGUUCAAGUUCAAGUUAGUCCAAGCAUAAGCUAACUACGGCACGAGGUCAGAUCGAACAAGUCACCAAUUGGAGAUGAUGGAGCAAAUAGCUGAUACUAUCGAUCAAACCGCGCCCCCGGAUCGUCCCCUGGUCCGAUCUAAUGCUCAAACCUCAAUCAUUUCUUUGAGCUCCUUGACGCCCCAAGAAGUUGGCACCAUAAAUUCCCAACUACAAGUACCACGACCAUUAAAAUCAAGCAGUGCGAGUGAAUCUAGUGUAGUGAAAAAAUGGAUCUGUGAUAUUUGUGAAAAGAGUUAUACGCUUAAGAAGAAUUUAAAACAACAUUUUGCCGAAAGCCACGUCAAAUCAAACAAGUUUAGUUGUAGAAAUUGUGAAGUUACCUUUGCCAGGAAAAGAUCUUUAACACAUCAUAUAGACAAAGAAAUCUGUGUAGUUAAAAAAGACACAAGCGGUAACGACAUAAAAUUUAAGUGUUCAGUGUGCGAAAUGGAAUUUGGUUCAAAAUUUGUCGUAGAUCUACAUACUAGACAAAACCAUCCAGCCAACUUUUAUCAAUACACCUGUACACAGUGUGAUCGGAAAUACAGAUCAAAAAUAAAACUUAACCAUCACAUACGUGAUAUUCAUAAUCAUGUCAAAGCAACAUGUUCAGUUUGUGGAUUUACGUGUAGACAAAUUGAUUUAAACAGUCAUAUCCAACACAAACAUUCAAAAAGUGCGAUUGAAAAGCAGGACGACAAAGUAGCAGCCAUGUCUAAAGCUGAGAUAAAUAGAGAACGUUACAGAAAGUUGAGAUCAGAGCCCGGUGACCUGAUGAUCAAAUCAACUGUGAAAUAUAGCGAUAAGUAUUAUUUGCACGUGAACAAACUCCAGCGGUUAAGAAUUAAAAUGCAAUCAAUUUUAAAACCUGAUAUCAAGGAACCAGCCAUUAAUCAACACCAUAUCAAAGGUUGGGGUUAUGUAUCGGAGGGAACUGACUGUCCCAUCACGUAUGAAAAACUAAACGAAGAGGAUAAACGUAAUUUGCUACAAGUAUUCGGGUAUGUUUGGCGAGAUGGGAAUACCUUCGAAAUUUUGGAGGUGUACUUCGGCAUGUGUGCUGAAGGAGCGGAGGAUGGGGCUCGCCAAAAAUGGAACAAGGUUUUAAAAUACAGUGAAAAAGGGUGCUCAGACAGUGAAUGAUAGCUGCAGGUCACUUUUUCUGCCCCGAAGAAGCAUUUUUAGUUGAGGGGUUGAUUGGUAGGAGCAAGUGGGUGGUUGGGCAACUAAAGUGGAUUUCCCGAAACGAAGCUGGAGGAAUCUGCUCUUUGAACCCGAAAGAAUGUUACAUGUGGUUAGAAGAUUUUAUUGGACAAAUCCAGGAGUCGUUGAAAAAUACAAACCGAUUUUGGAUAGAUUUUCCCGGCACUAGUCAAAGCAAGUCAAAUAUUCCAACCAAAGAAGAAAGAAACGAAGAUAAACGUAAAACCCUUCUAAAACAAUUACACGACACUGAAGCAGAGUUGGAAGAGGAACGGAAAAAUAGGACGGCGGCCGUCAAUGCUCACAAAAAGAUUGAGAAGGAUUACAAUGAACUUCUUAGUCAGAUGGAGUCCAACAACAAGAUGAAGGAGGAUGCUCUCAGGCAAUUGAAAACUAUUCAAGGCCAAAUGAAAGACUUGCAACGAGACGCUGAAGAAGCCCGUCUUGGUCGAGAAGAAGCAAUUUCUGUCGCCAAAGAUGCAGAAAAACGCCUUUAGGGAAUUGAAACGGAUAUUUUCCAACUUCAAGAAGACCUCGCUGCUUCCGAAAGACAACGCCGAGCCGCAGAGCUGAAAGGGACGAAUUGGCUGAACAAGGUAGCAACGGCACGAACGGGGGAACACUUUUGGUGGACGAGAAACGUCGUCUUGAAGCUCGAAUUCAAAGUUUGAAGGAGGAACACAGUAAUAAUGAUAAGUCCAAAGCUUUGAAACGACAAUUGGAUUAAACCGAGGAGGAAAUUUCUAGAGAAAAGGCAAUUAAACGCAAAUUUCAAAAUGAUUUCGAUGACCUGACCAAGAGUGCAAGACUUGAAAAUCAGGAAAAUGAGUCCAUCCAACAUAUUAAACCUAAUCAUAACUUUAAAAAGCAACCUUCUAAAUUCCUGGGCCCUUCUAGUCGGUGCGGACUAUCAAAAACGGAUAUCACCAGCUCAUUCUUCAAAAUAAGUGUCUUGAAAAACAACUAACUUUAUAAUAUGAAACAUAAUAGAAAUUUUUAUGUAUUAUUAUACAUUUGUUGCGGCCUCUUCCGGGCCAACUGUUUAUUUAAUUGAACAACAAUUAAAAAAAAUCUGUUGAUGCAAAAAUAUAAGACCUCAUAUACUUGCCAA
Molecule: messenger RNA, 2652 nt
Organism: Folsomia candida
Lineage: Eukaryota; Metazoa; Arthropoda; Collembola; Entomobryomorpha; Isotomidae
Product: fez family zinc finger protein 1
Exons: 5
Coding region: 372-1481 (369 amino acids)
Biological process (GO): regulation of transcription by RNA polymerase II
Cellular component (GO): nucleus
Molecular function (GO): RNA polymerase II transcription regulatory region sequence-specific DNA binding; DNA-binding transcription factor activity, RNA polymerase II-specific
Source: RefSeq, a predicted model, not a curated record